Messenger RNA from Daldinia loculata, 1993 nucleotides. RefSeq lists its product as uncharacterized. The transcript has a single exon. Bases 319 to 1599 code for a protein of 426 amino acids. The record is from RefSeq and is a predicted model, not a curated record. NCBI's taxonomy places the organism in Eukaryota, Fungi, Ascomycota, Sordariomycetes, Xylariales, Hypoxylaceae.
AUAAGAGAGUCUAUAUAUUGCCUGCACUCUUAACUACAGUGAUAGGAGCUCUAUUAAUUCAAACCAGCUCCCAUAGGUGCGCUUACACCAGGUGAUAAGUCGUAUGGUUUGGUUGCAACCCGUUUUAGGCUAUCCGCUUAAUGUGAUGGAAGAAGCAUCCAAUUUCGGAAAGACUACAUCUCAGCUCCGUUAUCAGAGUCCAUAAUGAGCUCAGCUUCCGGCCAUAAAAGUGAUGAUCUUCGCUCUAGGGCUUUGCAACUAGUUUAAGCAUUACUCAUGCAUCGCAUUUAAGACGAUUUCACAUACCUAUUCGGAGCAAUGAGAGGACUCACCUUGACCGUUUUCCCCUUGUGGUGGGCUGCUGGGGCGAUUGCUGCUCCUACGCGGGCGCAAGCUGCACCUCCGGCUGAAUUCACACCGAACACGAGGGUCGGCCCCGGAGGAAACAGCUACAAGGACUCGCCACAUUUUCGCGUCUAUGAUGCGACAAGCGACUCUGUCGCGAAUGCCGUACUCCAGACUCUUGAGUCAGCCUACGACUGUUUCGUAACUGGCCAAGGAUGGAGGUCGACGGGUCUCUCAUUUAAUCAAGACAAUGACAAUGGCCCUUGGUACAAGAUGAAUGUCUACGAUGUUGCAGAUUUAGGGCCUAAUACUGCUGCCAAUACCGGAACCGAUAGCGCCACCGGCCUAAGUUUCCUGAAUGUCGUUACGCAAUGGAUGAAUACGCCUUCGAUUACUGUUCAUGAGUUCGGACAUGCUCUCACAUAUGCUGAGAGAUACUGGGUUAACCAGGGCCGGACGGGAGCAUGGUGGGAGACGGUCGCCAACUUCGUCGCCGACACAUUUAUAACCUCCUCGAUUUGUGCGGACUCGAGAGCGCGCUAUAAUCAACCGAGUGGUGAUACUCUCAUGAAUCUUAAGAAGGUUAUAGGCGAUUCUUUCCAAGUAAUCGUGGAUGGGUCAAGCGGUACCGGAAACUAUUACGAAGCAUGGCCAUUCCUGACUUACAUUACGAACAAUCCAGACAAUUAUGCUGGUCUGGGGAUGGCGAAUUUCCCGAACGUAUGGAGAAAAUACAAGCGGAACAGCAAUGAGACUCCUCUGCACAUCUUGGAUCAGCUCGCAUCGCCUACUAAAAUCCAGACAAUCGUCGGUCGCUACUGGGCUAGAAUGGCGUAUGUCGAUCUCGGACACGAAAAGGCUAGGGCUCUAUUCAAUCAGCAGAGGAAAGAGUUUAAUUACGCAAAUUUGGAUUCCCAGGGCAGUGGGAGAUAUCGAGUUAAAGCAGCUCGGCAGCCGCGUUAUAUGGGCGCCAACAUCAUCCCCUUGAAGGCGACUGGAUCAUCGAUCAGCAUCACUGUAACUGCCACGACACCAUAUACAGCUACUCUGGCGGUAAAAGGUUCCAAUGGAGCUGUUCGGUAUAUCGAGGUGGUAGACAACAAGGUGCAAGCAAAUUUGGCCAGCGGGGAGGAGGCUACUCUCGUGGUUGCGAACACGCCGAAUACGCUCUACCUUUAUGAUCCUUUCUCACUCACUAGCGAUGUGAGUCGGGGCUUGGACUACCAGUUGCAGAUCACAGGCGCAAGUGUCUAGAUUUAGGUCUCCCUGGGCACAUAAACAAGCUGUAAGGAUUAAAUGGUCAAAAAUUAUUAUGGUGAUUUUGUACCGUUUUAUGAUUGCCCCCUGAGUUUGUUCUUGGAGGGAGUUGGAGUGUUCAUUCGCAACUUAGUAAUCUUGAAAUCGAGGUUACCUAGAAUACAGUGAUAAUUCAGCAACUCUAUAGUAUUCUAUGCUACUAUAUGAAUUGAUAGGAAAUCAAUACACUCUUGCAGAUAGAAUUCAACAUUUCGGAUCCUCUUUUAUUUGAUUGGUUGCGCUGAUUUCUCUUCAGGGGUAGUUUUUGACCCCUGUUGACCUUUUAUCGAAGAAAGUAUUUGAGAAUAAGAAAACUUCAUCAGACUUCUAUUAGUUAUUAGUAAUACUUAAC